AUGGAACACGGGCCGCAGAAAUUUCUUCAACUCUUCCCGUCCAUCACCAAACAGGAAGCCAACAUCGACUCGGGUUGGUCGUUCGCCCGACAAAACCGAGGAUUAGACGCGCCGCAGAGACGUAUCCCGAGUGGCAACUGCCACCAUGAUCAAGUCUUGUUCAGACUAUUGAGAGCGGGCGUCAGCUGGGGCGCGUCUGAUCCUGCAUCGCUCACGGUUCAGUUUGAAACUCUAGCCGAGGAAGCUUGAAGAAAAUAAAAGGAGACAUGCUAUGCUUAAUAUACUGUUGUUUCCUUCUUAGCACAAUCUGUGUCCCCUGCCUUUUCCGUGAAACUAUCCCCAGAAGCUUAUGUGAUGCGUUUUCUGGAUUACUUGGUCUGCGUGACUGCCUCUUGGCUAGGUCCGAAUCUGACACC
This is a messenger RNA of Colletotrichum destructivum, 416 nucleotides long. RefSeq lists its product as uncharacterized. The record is from RefSeq and is a predicted model, not a curated record. NCBI's taxonomy places the organism in Eukaryota, Fungi, Ascomycota, Sordariomycetes, Glomerellales, Glomerellaceae. Bases 1 to 249 code for a protein of 82 amino acids. The transcript has 3 exons.